Messenger RNA from Piliocolobus tephrosceles (Ugandan red Colobus), 910 nucleotides. It is a transcript of the gene HES4, whose product is annotated as hes family bHLH transcription factor 4. The record is from RefSeq and is a predicted model, not a curated record. NCBI's taxonomy places the organism in Eukaryota, Metazoa, Chordata, Mammalia, Primates, Cercopithecidae. The transcript has 4 exons. The coding region runs from base 148 to 813 and encodes 221 amino acids. Gene Ontology annotation, molecular function: protein dimerization activity; DNA binding. Gene Ontology annotation, biological process: regulation of DNA-templated transcription.
GGCCUUAAAUAGAGGAGCGGCCUGAGGCGCGCGCGGGCCUGGGGACGGGACCCGCCGGAGGGUCUCGGACCGCCGCGCUCGCCCGCCAGCCCGCCCGUGGUCCCCGGCGGCGCGCUCCAGCCGGCACGGGGAGGCGCGGGGCGCACCAUGGCCGCAGACACGCCGGGGAAGCCGAGCGCCUCGCCGAUGGCAGGAGCGCCGGCCAGCGCCAGCCGGACCCCAGACAAGCCCCGGAGCGCGGCCGAGCACCGCAAGUCCUCCAAGCCAGUCAUGGAGAAGCGGCGCCGAGCGCGCAUUAACGAGAGUCUCGCUCAGCUCAAAACCCUCAUCCUGGACGCCCUCAGAAAAGAGAGCUCCCGCCACUCGAAGCUGGAGAAGGCGGACAUCCUGGAGAUGACCGUGAGACACCUGCGGAGCCUGCGUCGCUUGCAAGUGACGGCCGCGCUCAGCGCCGACCCCGCCGUCCUGGGCAAGUACCGCGCCGGCUUCCACGAGUGUCUGGCGGAGGUGAACCGCUUCCUGGCCGACUGCGAGGGCGUCCCGGCCGACGUGCGCUCCCGCCUGCUGGGCCACCUGGCAGCCUGCCUGCGCCAGCUGGGGCCCUCCCGCCGCCCGGCCUCGCUGCUCCCGGCUGCCCCCGCAGAGGCCCCUGCGCCCGAGGUCUACGCGGGCCGCCCGCUGCUGCCGUCGCUCGGCGGCCCCUUCCCCCUGCUCGCGCCGCCGCUGCUGCCUGGUCUGACCGCGGCGCUGCCCGCCGCCCCCAGGGCAGGGCCGCAGAGCCAGAGCGGACCCUGGAGGCCGUGGCUGCGCUGAGGCUGCGGCCCUGGGACUGCAUCGGAGGCGGCGCCCCGUUCUAGGGCCGCGGCCUUUGCCGAGACUGUAGCAGAGAAUACGUAUUUAUUAUUCCAGA